Messenger RNA from Lachancea mirantina, 1422 nucleotides. The record is from the annotation of a GenBank genome assembly. Lineage: Eukaryota; Fungi; Ascomycota; Saccharomycetes; Saccharomycetales; Saccharomycetaceae.
AUGUUGUUCUUAAAUUUCAGCCCCGUUGAGGCCCCGCGAAGUCCAUUUGAAAAGAUGGCGCAUUUUACUAUAUCUUCAUCUCCGUUCCAGUCCCAAGUGUGUGAUUUACUUCCAUGUAACGAUACCAGCAAGUCGACCCUGACUCACGCUUUGUUGAGGGCUUACAAUCUCUUUGAUCACUUCGAUGAGAUCAUCGAAAGGCCAAGUUGCACCGAGAGGGAUAUUACACGAUAUCACGAUGAAAGCUUCAUCAAACUUAUCAUGUCAUCUGCGGCAAGUGAGGCCAAUGAAGACGAGGAAUUAACGGGACGAGAUGGAGUAACGAGUUUCGCCAGGGAAUUUGCCUGCUCCAACGAUGAAAAUUACCUCUCUUGGUUUGAGAAUAUGCAAGAAAUCUACGCUUACUGGAACUCGUAUGCGAAUUUUAAUAACAACGCCCAUCGACAGCCUAAAGAGUCUCAUGCGAGGCUCAAUCUGACAACAUCCACGCGCCAGAAAGACCAGAACGCCUCCAAACUCGAAACAUAUGGGCUGAUGUACGAUUGUCCAAUAUUCCCGGACUUGCCACUUUAUCUCAAGGUAUCUACGGGUGCAACUUUGUCUCUGGCUUCCCGAAUAUUUGCCAAAUCGCCAACGAAAAUGAUAUUGAUUAAUUGGGAUGGUGGAAGGCACCAUGCGUUUAGAUCUAAAGCAAGCGGAUUCUGUUAUGUAAACGAUAUCGUGCUUCUGAUACUUGCAUUGAGACGUAAAGGUUUUCGAAGAAUAUCUUACAUUGACUUUGAUCUUCAUCACGGUGAUGCUGUUGAAAAAGCUUUCGAGCACUCCGAUAACGUCCAAACGAUUUCUCUUCACCUAUAUGAGCCAGGAUUUUUCCCAGGAACAGGAACAGUUGAAAGUGCUCUAAAUCAUAGGAGUGUUGUUAAUAUUCCUCUUCUCCACGGUUUAGAUGAUACGUUCUUAUUGAACGUUGUUCAAGAAGUUAUUAUUCCUUGCGUCAGACGUCACAACUCUGAGAUCUUAGUUUUGCAAUGCGGCGCGGAUGGCUUGAAAGGCGACAAGUAUGACGAAUGGCAACUUACAAUUAAAGGUAUGACUAAAGCUAUCGUGAAAGUAGCAGGAUCAAUGCAAAAUUGCCACGUUAUUUUAUUAGGUGGAGGCGGAUAUAACCCAAGGUUGAUGAGUAGAUUUUAUACUUAUUUGACGAUGGAGCUUUUAAAAACGUUUAAAGGAAGUCAAAUUAAUCUCGACUCUUUGGUGGAAAUAGAUGACAUUUUACCAGAUCAUGAAUUCAUAGAUCAGUACCGCGAUGAAUACUUCAAGUUUUGGAUUUACGAGAUGGAUGGCGAGAAGGGCAAAAAACUUAAAAACCAUAACGAGAUGAGUUAUAUAAACGAAUUGAUGAAUGCAUAUAAGUUAAUUUAA